AUGUGUGAACUGACUCAGACAACUGAUUUGAGUAUCGUUUGUAUUAUGGCUCUGAACGAGUCGGUAUCGGAGUUUAACAAUCUUAUGCUCGAUAAAUUUGGCAUUAGUGCUGUCGAGAUUGCGGCUGUUGAUUCCAGCAUGCGGCAAACCAAAUGUCAAAAAAAGAAAGCUAAAAGCAAGAAGUUGAUCACCAAGGCAAAAAAAAACAAGAAAACAUCUAAUACUGCCGGCCUUGAAACCGUCCUUAAAGUUGGCAUUAAUGCUCGAGUAAUACCUAAGUGCAACAUGGACGUGGAUAGCGGUUUGUGCAACGGUGCGAUGGGAACUGUCAAGAGACUCAACUACGAAUUUGGAAAGAUUACUUCUAUUGACGUUCUUUUUGAUUGUUUGAACAAAGUUUUUUCCAUCAAAACUGUCAAAGCCGAUUACGAAUUGUCUCCUGGUGUGUUCAUCACCAGAGAUCAAUUUCCCUUGUGUAUUGCAUAUGCAAUUUCUAUCCCCAAAUCACAGGGAAUAAGCGUCGAUGGCGUCAUUGUUGAUUUGGGGAUCGGCGUUUUCUCCGACGGUAUGACUUAUGUGGCCUUGUCCAUAGCUCGCAAACUGCAAUGUUCACUUGAUUGA
Molecule: messenger RNA, 621 nt
Organism: Octopus bimaculoides (California two-spot octopus)
Lineage: Eukaryota; Metazoa; Mollusca; Cephalopoda; Octopoda; Octopodidae
Product: ATP-dependent DNA helicase PIF1-like
Source: RefSeq, a predicted model, not a curated record